This is a messenger RNA of Naumovozyma dairenensis CBS 421, 2817 nucleotides long. It is a transcript of the gene BNI4, whose product is annotated as Bni4p. Gene Ontology annotation, molecular function: actin binding. Gene Ontology annotation, biological process: actin cytoskeleton organization. Bases 1 to 2817 code for a protein of 938 amino acids. The transcript has a single exon. The record is from RefSeq and is a predicted model, not a curated record. NCBI's taxonomy places the organism in Eukaryota, Fungi, Ascomycota, Saccharomycetes, Saccharomycetales, Saccharomycetaceae.
AUGCCAGAAACGAAUCCAGAUUUCAAUCCAUCUGAUUUGCUCCAUUCUACAUUUUAUUCAUCCAAUACUAUAAACACAUUAGACCAUGCGAGAACGCUUCGAAACUCGUUAAUUUUCAAAGAAAUGUCAGAUCAAAGUAUAUCCGACUCUUUAAAUGCACCAGAUCCACCAAAGAUGAGAACAGAGGAUCGUUCGUAUUUCCCAAUGACAACGAAGAAAGUUGGUGAAACUGAUACUGUAAAUAUGACCACUUCACCAUCCCUAACGGCAUUGGCUAACAUCCUAAAUGAAAAAUCGAAGAAUGCAGAUCAAAAAAUGAGACGUAAUCAAAAUAUCCAACCAUCUAUAAUUGAAGAAGAAGAAGAAGAAGAGCAAGAGGCAAGAGAAACCAAUUUGAAUCCCUCUGUACAUGGUUCGAUUUUCAUGACGCAACAGAAUGCAUCACCCAAUUUAAUAGAUAUAGACGACUCUAACAAUAUGUCAUUUGCAGUACCUACUAACAGUUCACUCCAAAUCGAACAACCUGACUAUCUAACUACACCCAAAGAAAAACGGAAACCUUCAAAUACAUUUUCAACAAAUCAAAUACAGGAAACGAUACAAGAGGCAUCUGAAAGUAUAAUUACUGAUAAAAGUGAACAUGAAUAUGCUUCAAUCGAUAUUCUACAUAACAAACAAGUUCCUGUGGAAAAUACUUCCAUGGAAGAUGAAUUUCAUCAUGAAACAAAGUCCAUUUCAGUUACUGAUCAAACUUUAUCAUCUACUUCAAAUUUCCCUUUCCUGCAAAGUCAAAGAAUAAAAUCAAAUGUGUCCAAUGACUCUAAGAAUUUAGUUACUAAAAAUCCAACCCCAGAGAGACAAGUAAAAGCAACCCCAAUACAUACAAAACGUACCGUUGAAACGACAAAGAAAAGGAAAAGUAUAUUCUCUUUCUUGAAGAAAAAGAAUUCAAAAGAAAUAUCAACCAAUACAGAAUUAUCAUCAAACUCAUCAUCAAGAAUCGCAUCUUCAAGUUCAAUCCCUGAGAAAUUAACAAAACGAUCACAAAGUAGUAACGGUAUCUUUAAUUCAUUCAGGAAAACGAAACAAGAGCCGACAACUCAACUUACCGAGCUCCAGCAUGAUCCUACACCAAUUCUACCGAAGACUAGACGACAUACUAUGGGUACAUCAAAUACCAAAUCUGCUCUAGGUGCAGAUUCCGCCAACGUUGAUAGUAUUCAGAACUCUUCUUUGGCAUCUAAGAAAGACGAGAACAUAAAAAUGAGAAAUCCUACACCAUUAUCUUUAGAUCUUGCAUUAUCGAAUAAACAAUUCGAAAUUGAUGAUUAUAAAAGUGCAGAAGUCAAAGAUUCACACGAUGAACAAUCCUUAAUAUCGAAAAAUAAUGAUGAUAUAGGAGAGACUCAACAAAAUAUUAUUAUCUCCUCUCCAUCGAAAUAUGAUUCAGGUGAGGUUCUCUUCCCGAAAUCAUUGGAUGAACACGAAGUUGAUUCUAUCGUUACUAUAGAGAGGAAAAGAUCUACCAAAAGAAGCUCAAUAACAUCAAAUGGAAGAUCACUUGCUGAUACAUUAUCCAUAAAGGCUCAAAAUGAAGGUAUGUUUAUCACUGAAGCUGCAUCAGUGGUAUUAUCCACACCUGAUUUAACCAAAUCUCCGGCAAGUAGUAUCUUAAGAAAUGGUAGAUUCAGUGAUCUUUUCGACUCAUCGGAUAAUAUAAAUACUACUACUACUACGACUGAUGAUAAUAAUAAUGAAAAUACUUUGACCGAAAUGGAAACUGAACAUCGCCAUGAGUUUAAUAGUUCGAUGCAGAAUGAAUUUUCAUUAGGUUCCAUUGAAGAACGUUUGAAUGAACUAACUUUAGAUAAACCUGACGAUAAAGGCAUGCGACACACUUUAAAAGAACCAAUCGAUGUUGUAGAUAAUGUACAACCAGGAAAUGAAGAUGAUGAUAAUUUAAGCAACAAUACAUCGAUUGCUAAUGAAGAUCAGGAAUUAAUGUCAGAUAUAAUGGAAUUUGCUAACAUUAUUAACUUUGGUGAUGAAAUUGAUUUAAAUCUUGAUUUAACUCCAUCAAUACCACAGUACCGAACAUUCAAUCCAGCCGUGGUAAACAACAAUAAUAAUAACAGUAAUGUACGGAAUAUUGAAUCUUUUACUGAUGAUGAUUUCUCAAUUCCUGAAAACAAUAAAGAAAAAGAAAUUUUGACCGAUUCUGGAUUAGGUAUACAUUUUGAUACUUUUGAAAAGGAAAAAAGAGAAGAGGAAGGACGAAUAGAAGUGGGGGCCGGGAACGAAGUUAACAUUCCGCAUGAUAUACAUGUAUCAAAUGAAAUACCAAAUCCACCAGAAGUAAGGUUCGAGCAAGCACACGAGGAUGAAUUUGAAUAUGAAGAUUUUAAUCGAUAUAAUGGUGGCAUAAUUGCCCCACCAACGUUGAAUGCUUAUUCCCCUGAAUUACCAAUGACUAGACCAAUUUCCAUGUCUUUUAGAGGUCUUCAUAACUCAUCGAAUUUGAAUUCGAGUCCAUUGGACCCGGUUGUCACUACCAAUGUUAAUAUUACGAAUGAUGAAACACAGAAUACAGAUAUCAUAGAAUCUAAAAUUACGACUAGAGAUGCAUACAUCCGAUUUGAACCUAAGAUAAUAUUAUAUGAAACAUAUGGAGUUGAUGAAUAUGAUAGAAACCCAGAAUUAUCUACAUGUAAUCAAUUAACGCCGCAAUUGGCCCAAAUGAUUAAAGCGGAAUUGAAUGAAUUGAAAAGUACCAUGGAAAUCCAUGAAAGCUCGAGAUGUUAUACACAUUUCUACUAG